AUGCCGCUGUACGGAAGGCUCGAGCCGUUCGAGGGAGACGGGUCCGCCUGGCCCAUCUAUGAGGAGCAAGUUCACGUGUUUUUCCGCGCUAACGACACGCCCGAGGAGAAACAGCGGGACAUUUUCCUGGCAAGUUGCGGAACCCAAGUCUUCAGUCUCCUGCUCGACCUCCUAAAGCCGGCUACACCGCAUACCAAGACGCUCAGCGAGCUGCUCACUACCCUGCGCUCGCACUUCAGUCCGGCGUCGUCCACGCUAAUGGAGCGUUUCCGCUUCAACAACCGGAGCCGCCGGGAAGGGGAGAGCCUCGGGCAGUUCGUCGCCGCGCUACGAGGUUUGGCGAGUACCUGCGCUUUCGGGGACCAGCUGGACUCGCUGCUACGGGACCGUUUCGUCUGCGGCAUAAACAGCCCCGCCAUGCAGACACGUCUCCUGGAACUUCCCGACCCCUCGCUGGACGACGUGGUGAAAGCAGCGCUGGCGAUGGACGCGGCGACAAAAGACGCCGGCGAGAUUGCGCGUGCGGGCGUCAACAGAAGCGGCGGUCAACAAGAUGGUGGCAAGGGACGGUAUAUGCAGUCGCUGCGGUGA
This is a messenger RNA of Rhipicephalus sanguineus (brown dog tick), 591 nucleotides long. RefSeq lists its product as uncharacterized. The transcript has a single exon. The record is from RefSeq and is a predicted model, not a curated record. The coding region runs from base 1 to 591 and encodes 196 amino acids. NCBI's taxonomy places the organism in Eukaryota, Metazoa, Arthropoda, Arachnida, Ixodida, Ixodidae.